GUAGAAAACAAGGGGACGGAACACGCAAAUAAACGCACGUGUACAAAACAGUCACGUGAAUGAUCAUGUGACUCAGCGGUUUGAAUAAUCGUUGAUAUCAGUGCGUAAUGCGAUAGCGUGUUACGUCAUAUCGUGUUGAGCUUACGAGUCGCAUGAUCUGCUAAACAUGGCGUUGCCACGCGUUGAGGCGCGACAGUUGGAAAUGUUUUUACCGAAAGUUAACGAGCACAACAGGUUGGAAUUGGAUCUUCUAGAUGCACACUUGUUUGCAUUUCCUGAAGAAAUAUGUGAGACGAGCGGACUGGAGGUAUUGAAACUUUGUACAGACCACAUACACUCUAUACCCGAAGGCAUUGCCAAACUGAGGAAACUAGAAGAAAUUCAUUUGCAUACAAGUGAUUACCAUGAUUCCAGAACUUCCUACUUCUCACCGCGGCUUCCACCCAUUGGUCUCCAGGAGGUCCCUACUGUUGUUUCUCUUCUUCCAUGUCUCAAGGUUUUGUCUGUGUGUGGUAACUGUCGCAAUCCAUUGCUGUUUGACGAGCUAAUGUCAUGUCAACUGCCCAGUACUCUUGUGGAAGUGGAAAUGGUGGCAUGUUGUUUGACACAAGCAACUUUGUCUAUGAUCUGCAACAAUGUGAAACUGUGCAAAGUGAAUUUAGCACGCAACAAUCUGCAGUCCUUCAAAUGUUGCAACACAGAGAUGAUAAGAGAGGCAACAGUCUUGAAUGAUCUAGAAGAGCUGGAUUUAUGUGAGAGAAGUUUUCGACAGGUGGGAUCUGAUAAGUACAUGUAUCAUUCAAUGGUUGAUAGUUUGGGAGCUGGGAUGGCAAAGCAAAGGCUAAUUUUCGAGGGAAGCCUGAGUAGUGGAGGGGAGUUUUGUGGUAUUGUCGAUCCUGCCAUGUUCUAA
Messenger RNA from Corticium candelabrum, 910 nucleotides. Its product is annotated as malignant fibrous histiocytoma-amplified sequence 1 homolog. The record is from RefSeq and is a predicted model, not a curated record. The coding region runs from base 167 to 910 and encodes 247 amino acids. The transcript is spliced from 3 exons. Lineage: Eukaryota; Metazoa; Porifera; Homoscleromorpha; Homosclerophorida; Plakinidae.